GAAGAGGGGAUGCUCUUAAUGCAAAGCUUAAUGAUCACAUAAGGAAAAAGAAAGAAAAUCCUACAAUAACGAUCAAACCAGGUAAUAAGAUUCCAACUGGGGAUUGGGCCACUGAAUUCCAAACUGAAAUAGGAAUCAUCGUCAAAAAGUUUGCACCGUGGUCGACUCGCCCCAAAUGGAAGUCAAUUGGAAAAUCAGAUCUGAAGAAAUUUUAUGAUCUCAUAUUGGAAAAAUUCACUAUUGAUCUACAUGUAGUAAGCAUUCAGAAGGCGGUCAACACAAUGCUAGCAAAUGAGUACAGACAGUUCAGAUGCACACUUCACAAACACUACCUGCAGUACAAACAAGAUGGAACAGAACGGGAAAACCCGCAUCAUCAGGUUAAGCAUGAGGAUUGGGAGAAACUUUGCACUUGGUUUGAGUCUGAUGAGUUUCAGACAAGUAGCACUCAAGGUAAAAAAAGUCGACAAGCGAAUACAACCAUUCAUUGUACGGGGUCAAAACCUUUUUCCAGCUAAGAGAAGAAAUGUGUGAUCCAGAAACAGGUGAAGUUGUUGAACAAAUUGAAUUCUACAAGUUAACCCACUGCAAAAAUGAUGUUUGGACGUGUCAUACGGCGGAGGAAAACUAUGGUAAAAUGCUUGAACUUCGAGCUGCGCCUACACCUGAAGGUUCAACACCCUUGACCGAUGCUCAAAUAUGUGAGGAAGUGCUAGGUGUAAGAUCCGGUUAUGUCAAGGGUCUUGGUCAUGGGUAUGAAAAACCUAGCUCGUCUGGCAUCAAAUAUAAUGCGGAGUUAUGCGAAGCUCUUAGGAGGGCAGAUGACGCAGAGAAGAGAAAUAAGGAACUUGAAGAAAGAGUUGAUGAUCAAAAUCGCACAAUACAGGGGCUGGUAACUGACACAAUGGAUAUAAGAAGAAUGUUGCUUGAAAUGCAGGGAAACCGUCAAAGCACUCCUGAGAACAGUCAAAGUACUCCUGAGAACCGUCAAACCACCUCUUGAGAUGAUUGUUGAGGGACCAACAGUUGAGAUCUGCAUCUCUGUUUCUUUUUUAGCUUUAUGUUUCAACAAGUGGUAUCGUUUUUUUCUUCACUUUAGAAUUAGCUUUAUGUUUCACUUUUGAAAUUUGUAGUGGUAUCGUUUCUUUUCUUCAGUUUAGAAUGUUAAGUUUCUUAAUUAGUGGUGUCAUUU
Messenger RNA from Papaver somniferum (opium poppy), 1192 nucleotides. RefSeq lists its product as uncharacterized. The transcript is spliced from 5 exons. The record is from RefSeq and is a predicted model, not a curated record. Lineage: Eukaryota; Viridiplantae; Streptophyta; Magnoliopsida; Ranunculales; Papaveraceae. Bases 527 to 1003 code for a protein of 158 amino acids.